ACUGUAGAACUCCGUUUCUCUCCUCUCUAUAAAAACCCCUCAUCGCUUCUUAAUCCUCCUCUCUCUCUAUAUCUUUUACUCCCAUCACCCAAACUUUCUCUCUCUACAAACAAAUUUUUUUCUCUUUGUUUGCAUAACAAUGGCUUCUAACGGCGAUUCCAAAAAUCUGAUCGUCAGUUUCGGCGAGAUGCUCAUCGAUUUCGUCCCCACCGUCUCCGGUGUAUCCCUAGCCGAAGCUCCCGGAUUUUUGAAAGCUCCGGGCGGUGCUCCGGCGAAUAUGGCGAUUGCCGUGGCUAGGCUAGGCGGAAAAUCGGCGUUUGUUGGCAAAUUAGGGGAUGAUGAGUUUGGUCACAUGCUCGCCGGGAUCUUGAAGGAGAACGGAGUGUGCAGUGACGGUAUUAAUUUUGAUAAAGGCGCCAGGACUGCUUUGGCUUUCGUCACUCUACGCGCUGAUGGCGAGCGUGAAUUCAUGUUUUACAGAAAUCCGAGCGCUGACAUGCUGUUGACUCCUGAUGAGCUAAAUCUUGAAGUCAUUAGAUCUGCAAAAAUCUUCCACUAUGGAUCAAUAAGCUUAAUAGUGGAGCCAUGCAGAUCAGCACAUUUAAAAGCAAUGAAAGAGGCAAAGGAUGCAGGUGCUUUGCUAUCAUAUGAUCCAAAUUUGAGACUGCCAUUGUGGCCAUCAGCUGAGUAUGCACGUGAGCAGAUUAAGAGCAUUUGGGAUCAGGCCGAUAUUAUCAAAGUUAGUGACAAUGAGCUCGAAUUUCUCACUGGCAGUGACAAAAUUGAUGAUGAAUCUGCCAUGUCUCUAUGGCAUCCUAAUUUGAAGCUUCUCUUGGUCACCCUUGGUGAAAAGGGUUGCAGAUAUUACACCAAGAAUUUCCAUGGAUCAGUUGAUCCAUUCCAUGUCAAGGCUGUGGAUACAACCGGGGCUGGUGAUUCAUUCGUCGGAGCUUUACUAUCUAAAGCAGUACAUGAUCUUUCUGUUCUCGAGGAUGAACCGAGGUUGAGAGAAAUACUAAAAUUUGCAAAUGCUUGCGGAGCCAUUACGACCACCAAGAAAGGAGCUAUUCCUGCCCUUCCCGCUGAGGCCGAUGUCCUCAGCUUGAUGAACGGAUCAAACUAGAAUUAUUUUCUUUUACUUUUUUGGUCUUGUUUUUGUUUUUUUAACUCAUGGCUUGUUUCUCAUUAAAAUAGAAGAAAAUUUUCUAUGAUAAAUGUGAUGUUGUUUGUGACUCUUUUUGUGUUAAGGUCUUUUUAAUAAAAAAAAUUCGAUGUUUGUGUA
This is a messenger RNA of Mercurialis annua (annual mercury), 1282 nucleotides long. Its product is annotated as probable fructokinase-4. Gene Ontology annotation, cellular component: cytosol. NCBI's taxonomy places the organism in Eukaryota, Viridiplantae, Streptophyta, Magnoliopsida, Malpighiales, Euphorbiaceae. The record is from RefSeq and is a predicted model, not a curated record. Gene Ontology annotation, molecular function: fructokinase activity. The coding region runs from base 140 to 1123 and encodes 327 amino acids. The transcript is spliced from 3 exons. Gene Ontology annotation, biological process: fructose metabolic process.